UUCCGCAGGAGAAUAAUUCCAGAAAAGAAAGAAAAAGAAGGAAACAAUAUGCGGCGAAGGUAUCUCCGGCUGCCGAGCUCCUCCGACGAGGACAACGACCUGCGACCCCAAACCCUCAACGAUCCUAACCCUAAUCCUCCGCUCGAUAUCUCCGAUGAUGACUUCGUCGACGUGCCGGACGACCUCCCCCCGCCCUCCCCACGCUCCGCUGAAGCCCGGCCCGAGGACCAAGGAUCCGCCGCCGCCGCCACCGUAGAAAUGGUGGAGGAGAGGGCUGGUUCCAUCGGGCCGAUCGAUGAGUUCCUCCGGAAGCUCGGGCUCCGUCUCCGGCCGGACUGGCUGGAGUCGUGCGCCGACAGGUUGAUGGCCGCUGGAUCAGGAUUUGAGGGCCUGGAUGUCGCCGGGAAGGCCAAGAGGUGCUUCGAGCAGUUCCUUCUCUCCGAUAUGAAUGUCUCCGGCGCCGGCGUCCUUCCGGAGAAUGUGCACCUAAUGCACAAGAUCGAGCUUGAGGGGCCUUUUGUUGUUCAGGUUGAUGAAAUAGUUAACAUCUCUGCUCCACUUCGGGAAAGAUAUCACGACAUGCCUGCUGGAUGCAAGAGAUGCCUGAAAUUGUCAAUAACAGAUGGCGUUCAACGUGUAUUUGGCAUGGAAUACAGACCCAUUAAAGAACUUGAGGUUCUUGCUGCUUCUGGUCUUAAGGUUGUUCUUCGUAAUGUACACAUACGAAGAGGACUUCUGCUGCUAGUCCCAGAAGCUUUUGCAAUUCUUGGAGGGAUGGCUGAUGAAUUAGAUGCAGCACGGAAGAGGCUUGUUGCUGAAAUAAAUAAGCCCCCAAGAGGGAUAAGGAAGCAUGGUAAUAUAUCUUCACUGACCACCAGAGCUUCUCUUGCAGCUUGGCCAUCUGAUUCAAUUAGUUUGGGUCCACAGACAACUUCGACAUUGCAAAAUUCAAAUGAACCUCAAAUAUUGAAUCAAGAUCAUUUUGUAGUUCCUGAAUUGGCUAUCUCUGGGACUGGCAUUGGAGGAACGAUAACCGAAGGAUUUGUUGAUCCUAGCAUUGGGAGAAACAACACCGAAGAAUUUCCUACUCGGGAUGUGAGAAUUGUUGCUGCUGAAGAAUCUAUUGCAUGCACUGAACAGAAUAUUUUGAAAGAGGCAGCUUAUGACAGCAAUUGGCCAGACACAGAACAUAUUUUAGCCCAUAAUUCUGCUUCAGAUAUGGAAAUUGCCUGUGCUUCAGACGAGGAGGAUGCAAUUGGCGAAGUAGAACAUCCCCUCAUUCUAAGUGGUGACAAUGAAAUCCCUUUCACAUAUUUGGCUUCUUUAUUUGCUAAAUGGGCCACACAGCAGGACAACAAACCAUGUGUUCAAGGGAGAAUCAAGUGCUUUUUGACUGGUGUAAAAGGAUUUCAGUUCAAACAGCGGAGUACCUAUGAACUUCAUGUUUAUGUUGAUGAUGGAAGUCUCAUAUCUGAGGUCAUCAUUGAUCACAGAGUUGUACAGAAGGGUAUCGGCCAUUCUCCAGAAGAGGUUACUAGUGCACUUUCUUCCACUGAAAAGAAAACUGUAUCAGAUAUGAAGGACACUUUGAAAACCUUCCAGCUUUUCUUGGCUAAAUUUGAGGGCACAAUGCUUCUGGAGAUGAAUAGAAACUCUUCACUUCCUGUUGCCCUCGCAAUGAAGCAAGGGGUUUCUUCAUCAGCUCCGUGGCUGCUUCUUAGAAGACUGGCAAAGACUGCUGCACAAAGCUCUCAACACAACAAUUUGAAUCCCAUUAAUUUAUCUCCUUGAUGGAUAUGUUUAAUUGAUGGAUGCGAGUGCUGUAUGACAUCGGGAAAGUUGUUGCUGGAGGUUAAUUCUUUAAGGGUCUCAAGCAUUAAAGAUAUCAUGUUAUCGUUGCAUCGAGAGUUAAGUCCAUUUCCCAGCUUUUGUUGUCUCCAGUGCUUUGUUUAAAGGGCUGCAAUGUAAUCCCUUUGAACAGACAGCUGCAUGGAAGUUCUGUGCCAGCCACAAGGUGACUCGGCAAGAUCAUUUUACAGCUUAUUGGCUUGAAGUUAUGGAGCGCUUAUGGAGAAAAUAUCCAUCAAAUCCUGUUCGCAUUAGCCACAGCAGUUUCCUGGCUGAUCAGCUUCAACUCAUUUGUUUUGGGUAUGUCUGCAAUGUAUGCAUCAUUGCCAUCCAGGAAACAGCCAUGAGGACAUGCUUUCUCCUUCACAGAUGCUCUCCAUGAUAUCGGUCAGCUACUUGCUGGUGAAAAAGGAGGCUUGCUAAAGCAAUUAAAAUUGCAUAUGUUUGCCAGUAAUGAUUUUAAUUGCAGAUAAUGAUCUCAUCUAAUCUUUGCCUUCAGUUUUGGUUGUAAGAAAAGAAAGGAAGAAAACUUCGACCAAUGGGCAAUUUGGUUAGUUUGACAAGGGAGUCACAUUUGGAAGGAUGCUCUUUGGUUUAAUUGACAAGUUGGGUGUUGAUCAUCACUAUUGAGGCUUCUGACCGUUUGGUAUUGCAAUAAGUUAUUGCCCCUCUAAGAUUGCACCACAGAUGUGAGUGAUACUGUGUUAUAAAGACUAGAUUGUAUCCCAAGAUCUUGUGAUGAUUUAACAAGAUAUAGAUGAGCUGGGUAGUAUCUUCAGAUAAAACUUUUGUUAUACUAGCAUGACUCAUGCAUUUUGAAGUUCCUGCAUUGAUAAUUUAUGUGCUUAUUCUAAUAAAGAUGGGCAUAAGAAUCUUUCUUUUA
Messenger RNA from Musa acuminata AAA Group (dessert banana), 2731 nucleotides. Its product is annotated as recQ-mediated genome instability protein 1-like. Gene Ontology annotation, molecular function: nucleotide binding. Gene Ontology annotation, biological process: double-strand break repair via homologous recombination; resolution of meiotic recombination intermediates. The transcript has 10 exons. NCBI's taxonomy places the organism in Eukaryota, Viridiplantae, Streptophyta, Magnoliopsida, Zingiberales, Musaceae. The coding region runs from base 49 to 1791 and encodes 580 amino acids. The record is from RefSeq and is a predicted model, not a curated record. Gene Ontology annotation, cellular component: RecQ family helicase-topoisomerase III complex; nuclear body.